CCUUCCAACCCCCUUCCAUUAUUAUCGUUCUUCAAUUCUGCUGGGCUUCCACCCAAUCCCCAAACCCGGAGGUAGAGAAGACCUCGCGAUGCUGUCCCCGCCGGAGGUCCUCCGGCUCCUACUCGCGAUAGUUCUGGUCACCGCCGGCAAUGCGGCGGCGGCGGAGCUGCCAGAGUUCCGGGAGGCCCCGGCUUUCCGUAACGGCCGGGGGUGCAGCGGCGCCGCCGUCUCCCCCACCAUCCACAUCGCCAUGACCCUUGACGCGACCUACCUCCGGGGAUCCCUCGCCGGCGUGCACUCCGUCCUCCAGCACGCUUCCUGCCCGGAGAAUGUCGUCUUUCACUUCCUCGCUACCGCCCCCCGCCGCCUCCGACGCGCCGUCGUCGCCGCCUUCCCGGGCCUCCCUUUCCGCAUCUACCGCUUCGACGCCGGCCUCGUCCGCGGCAAGAUCUCGACCUCCGUUCGCCGCGCCCUCGACCAGCCCCUCAACUACGCCCGCAUCUACCUCGCCGACGUCCUCCCCCGCGCCGUCCGCCGCGUCAUCUACUUCGACUCCGACCUCAUCGUCGUCGACGACGUUGCCCGCCUCUGGGCCAUCGACCUCGGUCCCCAUGUCCUCGGCGCCCCAGAGUACCGCCACGCCAACUUCACCUCCUACUUCACCGACCGCUUCUGGUCCGACCCCUCGUACCCCCUCACCUUCUCCGCCCGCCGCCGCCCGCCGUGCUACUUCAACACCGGCGUCAUGGUCAUGGAUCUCGAGCGGUGGCGCGCCGGCGACUACACCAAGAAGCUCGAGUCCUGGAUGGAGAUCCAGAAGAAGGAAGCCCGGAUCUACGAGCUGGGUUCGCUGCCGCCGUUCCUGCUGGUGUUCGCCGGCGAGGUCAAGGGGGUGGAGCACCGGUGGAACCAGCACGGUCUCGGCGGCGACAACGUGGAGGGGCUGUGCCGAGACCUCCAUCCGGGGCCUGUGAGCCUCCUCCACUGGAGCGGCAAGGGAAAGCCGUGGCUCCGCCUUGACGCCGGCCGGCCGUGCGCCCUCGACAGCCUCUGGGCCCCGUACGACCUCCUCCGCCGCAAGGGCCGCGACCUCCUCGCCGAAGGUUGACCGGCCGGCGACGGCUGCCGCUGAUCUCUCGCUGCUUUCCUGGGAUCACCAAUCUUCUCUUUCUUCUUUUCUUUUCAUCUCUACUACGGCGAGGAAAUGGAUGGAUCGGCCAAUGACCUGGCGAGACGGCGAAUCGGAAAGCGAUGAAAAAGUAUCGAUCGGGCAGACAGCUGGCAGGCAAAAGCGACGGCAGGUAUUCGAUCGGGGGCGACGCGGGUCUGCGUCGGUGGAGCCGCGUCCGGAUUUCUUUAGAAAUAUAAAAAAUUGGAUGGUUUCCUUUAAGAACAGGAUUUAUAUGAUUUUGGAUCAACGUAUAAUGAUGCGAGGAUGAUGUACAUUUAGGCCUCGUGGAUUAAAAGCUGGAGAGGUGGUAAUUUAUGCGGAAAUAGACUUUGUGAGAGGAAUAUAUAGUUAUAGGCAGGGUGGGAGAAAACUAUGUGACAAAAAAUUUGUUAUUUUAUUCUUCCACAGGACAGCUGGUGGAAAAGAUGGGAGUGUUUUGUUGUUCUCAAAUGGAUCAACUCUGUUUCUUUAUUUAGAUAUGAAUUUAUUAAUUCAGGUGCUAACUUUGAUGAGACAGAAAUGAAUUCUUUUUGGUUUU
Messenger RNA from Phoenix dactylifera (date palm), 1709 nucleotides. Lineage: Eukaryota; Viridiplantae; Streptophyta; Magnoliopsida; Arecales; Arecaceae. The record is from RefSeq and is a predicted model, not a curated record.